GCUGCUCAGAGCCACAGACAUAAUCUUCCAUCUUUCAGAGAGGAAAGACAAACACAUUGUUCAAAGCGUGGACAAUCAAAGUGUGGUGCUUGUGAGGAGGAUGGAAAAACUGAAUAAACCCCUGGAUUUUAUAUUUCUACCACACUGAAACAGAAAAGAAGGAGAGCAGCAAAGGGAGGAUUAGCCAGAGGCAGGUGAUGAUAUGGAAACAUUGAUCUGAUCAGUCCUCUAAAUCACCUCCACAGUCUUUUUACCUGGAUUUUAACCAUGGGACCACUACAUGAGCCAGGAUGGCAAAAGAGAAACCGAACCAAAAGUUGUGGGGAAUACCAGAUCUCCAACAAGUCUUUCUCUCAGCGCAGACAGUCGGCACCCUCUGUUAUUCUCAGCAAGGCUCUUACAAAGUCAAAACUUGUUGCCAGGGAUUGUGCAUCUCAGGUUAGCCAGGACAUUUUCGCCCUGAUCCAGUCUCUGCUCAGCCCAACCAGGAAGCUCAUUUGCCAAGGCAAUGCGGUGUUGCAGACAGGGCUUCAGACCCAAGAGAGAUUUCUCAUCCUCUUCAAUGAUCUUCUCAUCAUCACCAAGGCUAAGUCAGUAAUGCAGGUGAAGCAGAAGAACUGUGUGCGUGUUAGUGAGAUGUGGACGGCCAGCUGUGUGGAUGAGGUGUGUGAAGCCAGUACUGGUUCAGAGAGGAGCUUCGUCAUGGGCUGGCCAACUUACAACUGUGUGGCUACUUUUAGCACUUCAGAAGAAAAAGACAGGUGGCUGUCUCUCAUCGAAAGCUGUAUAAAAGAAGAAAAACAGAGCGACGAUCCGAAGAUGAUUCCACUCAAGAUAUAUGCAAAGGAUGUUGGGAACUGUGCCUACGCAAAGACUCUUUUUAUCAGCAACACAGACUGCACUUCUGAUGUCAUUAGCACAGCACUACAACAGUUUGGUCUUUCGGGUGGAAUAAAAGAUUAUAAGUUGUGGGUAUGUUCAAAACAAGAUGAAACUCCAUACCCUUUAAUUGGUCAUGAGUUUCCCUACAGCAUUAAGAUGAGCCACAUUCGCCUGCUUCAGCAAGAUGCAGUGACAUCUUCCUACAGCCAGAUGGCACUUCUGCCUAUUGACGCCCACUGCCAGUUCUUCCUGAAGCCCAGUCAAAUAAACACCACCUUCACAGAACAGAAAAGCGGGAGGAGGAGGAUGUCUCUUAUUAGCUGGGCUUUUAAACGAGGCUCCAUCGCUGAACAGACUCUCCAAUCCGAAUCUCCUUGCCAAACUAUUACACCGACUUCUGGUCAUCUGUUUGGUCAGCCACUCGGUGAUGUGAUAAAAGACAAUACCCUGCCAUCAUCCAUUGUGGACAUGCUGAAGUGUUUGUGCGGUGAGGGGGCCGUGACGCGUGGUAUAUUCCGUCGCUCUGCUGGAGUGAAGGCCUGCCGAGAAUUGAGGGAAAAGCUGGAUUCUGGUCACUAUGAAGAGCCACUGAGUGGAGAACCUGUGCUUGUUACCGCUUCAGUGUUCAAGGAGUUCUUGCGCAAUAUACCUGGCAGCCUUUUGUGCGAGGAGCUCUAUGAGCAAUGGCUCCAAGCAGUGGAGCCAGAUAGUGAAAGAAAUGGACCCCUGACAGAGAAAAACCUGCUACAGGAGGUUCAGAGGCUUGUUCAGCUUUUACCUAAAGAAAAUCUCCUGCUGCUGAGACACAUGAUAGCAAUGCUGCACCACAUACAGCUCAAUGCUGAACACAACCAGAUGACAUCUUUUAACCUGGCAGUGUGUAUAGCACCUAGCUGUCUGUGGAAUCACAAACUACAAUCUCAUGAAAAAGACGCCAAAAAGGUGUGUGACCUUGUGCGUGUCUUGAUUGACAACUGCUGUGCGUUGUUUGGGGAUGAAAUUAUAACCCUCUUAAGGGAUUUGACUGAAGACAAUAGAAGCAACCGUGGAUCAGUUGGGUCCCUGCAGCAGAUGUCAGAUUCAGGUUAUGAGAGUCUUAAGAACGAGGUGAAUACUGACUCAGAGGACACUUCUAAGACCCGUGCUCUUAAAGACAGUCGUAGUAUGGACUCACUCAUGUCACUGAGUGAUUGUGACCUCGAUUGUCCAGAAAGCAACCUGCCAUCUUCCAGUCCAUCGGCACAGAUCAGGAACUUUACACAUGCGACGCUUCAGCUCCGAUCCCUUAAAUUACACAGACACUCCAUUUCCACCAUCACUUUGACUUCUCAUGAACAGGAAGUAAUCCUAAAAAGUGGAAACUAUGAAGAGUUCAAGAGACCUAAUGAGGUCAAUGAUAAGGUAUUUUUGGAACAAAACAUUCAACAACUAAAUUUCAUCAAAGAAAAACAAACUCCACCAACCUCCAAUAUACCAUCGCCAGUAACUUCACCAACAUGCUCAUCUGUGAGUUCAAUAGACAGUCCAUUUUCUCUGUCCACCCAUAAGACCCUCAAUUCUCCUCAGGACUCUCCAGCCAAGGGACAAUCUGAUUUGCUCACUCAAAAUAGCUUGUCCAAUGAGAAAUCAUCUCCACCACAUCAUCAGAGAAACAUCACUGAUACUGAAGAGUGUUUGCAGCCUAAAUUACCCAAAAAUCCUCCUUCUUAUUACCAGGCCUUACAACAGCUCAACAGAAAACCAUUCUCACAGACUCCCACUCAAAAACAUUUACAUAAAGGAACAACCUUUUUCUACAAGGGGCCCGGAAACCCCACACACAGCCCUUUAGGACACCCCAAUCUGUCCCCUGACCCUCAGACCGCCAGGUUCACCUGUCAAACCCGGACUGAAGAAGAGGUCAAACUACCACAGAGUGUGUUUUACGGACAGAGCUGCAAGUUAACAGUGCACAAAAUCAAGGGACAGAAUGCAGGUUUAAAAUCUAGCAAACUCCCUGGGCAGCAGCUGAAGUUUAAAGCACUAGAUUUGCACCCCUCCUCCAGAAAAAUAGCCAGGGAGUAUUUUAUGGAUGCUUGUCCUCUUGGAGAGAAGCGAGCUAUUGGAAGAGGCCAAAGGCUCAGCUGUCGCAGUAGCAGCCAGUGGAUUGUGUGAGGCCAAUGGGAUCAUUCAUUUCAAAAUUAUUGAAAAUUAAUUACAAGAUUAUCUGCUGUUUCUUAUAAUUAACAAUUACAUGCGGCAUACUACAGAAUGAUUAGAAUAGCUAUAUUGUUAAUACUUGCAGUUUGAGCUUUGUAAUGCCUUUUUUUUUUGUAAAUGAUCACACGCAUUAGAUUUUUUUUUUUUUUUAUUGUACUUACAAUAGCAAUUUUUUACAUUUUUUUUUUUUAAGUUUUCAAUGUGUGUGUGUGUGUUUUGUUAGCAUUCAAAAACAGCACACACUUACACAUACACAUUCAUAAAAUCCCCUUUACAUACAGUAGGGAUAUAUUACCCAUUUUGUUUGUUGAUAUUAAAAUGUAAUUAUUCUUAUUUUUAUUCUCGAAGAUGAAUGCCACUAUUUUAAAGGAGUUGUUCACUUCCAGAACAAAAAUGUACAGAUACUGUACUCACCCCCUUGUCGUCUAAGAUGUUCAUGUCUUUCUUUCUUCAGUCGUAAAGAAAUUAUGUUUUUUGAGGAAAACAUUUCAGGAUUUCUCUCCGUGUAAUGGACUUCUAUGGUGUUGCCAAGUUUGAACUUCCAAAAUGCAGUUUAAAUGCAGCUUCAAAGGGCUCUGAACGAUCCCAGCCGAGGAAGAAGCAUCUUAUCUAAUGAAACAAUCGGUUAUUUUCCAAAAAAAAACAAAACAAACUAUUUAUAUACUUUUUAACCUCAAACGCUCAUCUUGUCUAACUCUGUGUAAGCUGUUUUUUUCCGGUCAUGACAGUUAGGGUAUGUCGAAAAAUUCCCAUCUCAUUUUCUACUACAACUUCAAAAUCAUCCUACAUUGCUGUUGUUUUGUAAAGGGUGUUUGAUUUUCUUUGCAUGUUCACUUAGUAAACACUGGGUUUGUACUUCUGCAGCGAUGUAGGACAAUUUUAAUGUUGGAGGAGAAAAUGAGAUGGGAGUUUGUAGAUGUACCCUAACUGUCAUGACCGAAGAAAAAAAAAAAAGUUCACACAGAGCUAUACAAGAGGAGCGAUUGAGGUUAAAAAGUAUAGAAAUUGUCAUUUUUCUUUUUCUUUUUUUUUUUAAAGUAACCGAUCAUUUUGCUAGAUAAGACCCUUCUUUCUCGGCUGGGAUUGUUUAGAGCAGGGGUGCUCAACCCUGGUCCUGGAGAUCAACUUUCCUGCAGAGUUCAGCUCCAACCCUGACCAAACACACCUGAACCAGCUAAUUAGGAUCUGAAGGAGCACUAGAUAAUUACAGACAGGUGUGCUUGAUUAGGGUUGGAACUAAACUCUGCAGGAAGGUCGAUCUCCAGGAACAGGGUUGGGCACCCCUGGUUUAGAGCCAUUUGAAGCAGCAUUUAAACUGCAUUUUGAAGGUUCAAAUUUAGGGGGCAGCACAGAAGUCCAUUACAUGGAAGGAAAUCCUGGAACAUUUUCCUCAAAAAACAUAUUACUACUGAAGACAUAAACAUCUUGGAUGACAAGGAGGUGAGUACAUAAUCUGUACAUUUUUGUUCUGUAAGUGAGCUAAUACAUUAAGGUCCAAGAUGAUUUCAUUUGAGAUGAUUUUUCAGCAUUGUAAUGCCUUUUUGUAAAUGUAGCCAAACCUUUUUGUAAAUGUAUCAAAAUCUUCUUGACAGUAGAAAACAUUU
This is a messenger RNA of Labeo rohita (rohu), 4685 nucleotides long. RefSeq names its product Rho GTPase activating protein 20 (gene arhgap20). The transcript has 15 exons. The coding region runs from base 268 to 3036 and encodes 922 amino acids. NCBI's taxonomy places the organism in Eukaryota, Metazoa, Chordata, Actinopteri, Cypriniformes, Cyprinidae. Gene Ontology annotation, molecular function: GTPase activator activity. Gene Ontology annotation, biological process: signal transduction; regulation of Rho protein signal transduction. The record is from RefSeq and is a predicted model, not a curated record.